Camelus dromedarius (Arabian camel) is the source of this 1291-nucleotide messenger RNA. RefSeq names its product SAP30 binding protein (gene SAP30BP). Gene Ontology annotation, biological process: regulation of DNA-templated transcription. The transcript has 11 exons. The record is from RefSeq and is a predicted model, not a curated record. NCBI's taxonomy places the organism in Eukaryota, Metazoa, Chordata, Mammalia, Artiodactyla, Camelidae. Gene Ontology annotation, cellular component: nucleus. Bases 86 to 1012 code for a protein of 308 amino acids.
GGAUCCGGAAGAACUCGCCUUUCCGCACGGAAGUCGGCUUUUUUGGAGUCAUAGGAGUGAGCCGCGCCGGGGCUGUGGUAAUAAGAUGGCGGGGAAGAAGAAUGUUCUGUCGUCUCUGGCAGUUUACGCGGAAGAUUCAGAGCCCGAGUCUGACGGCGAGGCUGGAGUCGAAGCGGCAGGCAACUCGGCUGAAGAGAAAGGCGGAUUGGUAUCUGAAGCCUAUGGAGAGGAUGAUUUUUCUCGCCUCGGGGGUGAUGAGGAUGGUUAUGAAGAAGAAGAAGAUGAGAACAGCAAACAGUCGGAAGAUGACGAUUCAGAGACUGAAAAACCUGAGGCUGAUGACCCAAAGGAUAACCCAGAAAUAGAAAAGCGAGAUCCCCAGGAAUUGGUUGCCUCCUUUUCUGAAAGAGUCCGGAACAUGUCACCCGAUGAAAUCAAGAUCCCGCCGGAGCCCCCUGGCAGGUGUUCAAAUCACUUACAAGACAAGAUCCAGAAGCUUUAUGAGCGGAAGAUAAAGGAGGGAAUGGAUAUGAACUAUAUUAUCCAAAGGAAGAAGGAAUUUCGGAACCCCAGCAUCUAUGAGAAGCUGAUCCAGUUUUGUGCAAUUGAUGAGCUCGGCACCAACUACCCAAAGGAUAUGUUUGACCCCCACGGCUGGUCUGAGGACUCCUACUAUGAGGCAUUAGCCAAAGCCCAGAAGAUUGAAAUGGACAAAUUGGAAAAGGCCAAAAAGGAGCGAACCAAAAUUGAGUUUGUGACAGGCACCAAGAAGGGCACCACGACCAACGCCACGGCCACCACCACCACCACAGCCAGCACAGCUGUUGCAGAUGCCCAGAAGAGAAAGAGCAAGUGGGACUCAGCUAUCCCGGUGACCACGAUAGCCCAGCCCACCAUCCUCACCACCACGGCGACGCUGCCAGCUGUGGUCACAGUGACCACCAGUGCCAGUGGCUCCAAGACCACCGUUAUCUCUGCCGUGGGCACCAUUGUGAAGAAGGCCAAGCAGUGACCUGAGGGACCAGCUUGGGGUGGCUCGGACAUUUUCCCUUCUGUUGGGAGGAGCCACUCUGGGACUUGACAGGACUGUGCAGCCCGGUGACCAGUGCCCACUGGGAGGUGCCGCUUUGUAUAUUUCAGGACUGGGACCUGCUCCCUCGAUGCCACCCCAUGAGGAGUCCCCAUGUGGCAUUCCAGCCGGAAGAGACAUUGCUGCGGAGGAGUGGGGCACUGUGGACCGCGACCCACACCCCAUAGUCUCUGCCUCCGUAUUAAAAGCACCGUGUCCUCA